AUGCCCACCACAGCUCCAGAGAAACCAAGACCAGGUACCUCUAGCAAAUCGUUCUUUGGCAGAAAAUUAUACAAGGAUAGGCAGACAGAUGAUGGAUAUGCUGCUUCUUUAAACUCAACCGCAGAAACACAGUCAAUCACAGGUAGUCUCGCUGGGUCACGCAGUUCGCGGUAUUCGACGAGGGGGUCUAUCAGUUCAUUUGACGCUGACGAAGCCGCCGCUGUCGCUGCUCUCAAUUCGAAUGCCGGCAUAAUUACGUCCAUACCCUUUGAUAGUAUGCCUUCGGAUUCAAAGACUCCCAUACCCGUCGAUUAUCUUCCCAAACAAGAAGCAAACGCUCGCCGAGAGCCUUCACCCAGUCAUCUCGGGAAGUCCGGCGCCGAUUUUCACCAGUAUCAAGCUUGGGACUCGAGACCUACAUCCUCACAGAGCUCCGCUACACCCACAAUGACCGGGCCUCGCCCCCCUCCGCACGCCUCGAAUUUGACAAUGACGAGUAGUUCUACUGGGGACCGCGGAACUAGGUAUCAACAAUGGGGAAGGCCUGGUAGUUCUGCCGCAAAUAACAGCUUUACCUACGCCUCUGGCAGUUAUGCUUCAGCCGAUUCGUCGUCUGCUUCGAGAGUCUCUCUCGAUCAAGCUAGUGUCCAUUCGUCGCAAUCAUCCUCCGCUACACGAACCUCAUAUUUCUCCGACAGCAAUUCCUCCCGCACUCUCACCACUUCGUAUUCUAGCGGCGAUCGAAAUACUUCAUAUCAAAGUGGAGGUCGAUAUUCAAACGCGCAGGGAUGGCCAACAUCGCAGCAGCCACAUGUUGUCACCCCUUCGCCAUCGAUAUCGUCUGUAGCGUCAGGGGAUUAUUUAUCACGGCCAAAGGAUGAUCGCAUGGUUGACCAGCUUUUUCUCGAGCUGAUGCAGAAACGAGGCUGGCAAAAUUUACCAGAACAAGCCAAAAGACAGAUGCUCGCGUAUCCUGCUUCCAAAAAAUGGACGCUUGUUCACCAAGAUCGGUUGACCGAGCUCCAAGGGGAGCAGAGACGACGUAACAAUGCCCGGCUCACCCACGGCUACGAUGGUGGCUCUCAUUCUGUGAUAGGCCGAGCCGAUGAAGAGGGAAGCCCAGAGUGGUACGUGAAGAAAGUUAUGGAUGAUACAAUUACUUCGAAACAAUUAGCCAGUUUGAGUGUCAGUCUGCGGACGCAACCUAUUAGUUGGGUCAAAGCUUUUGUUGAAGCUCAAGGCCAGGUCGCUCUGACCAAUGUGUUACUGAAAAUCAAUCGCCGCAAGACUGCCGGACCAGGGCCUGUAGUCUCAAGCGCUGACAAGGAUCUCGAACGUGAAUACGACAUUACCAAAUGUUUGAAGGCCUUGAUGAACAACAAGUAUGGUGCGGACGAUGCUCUGGCCCAUCAGCAGGUUAUCGUUGCGCUGGUUAGCUCCCUGCUGUCACCUCGACUGCAAACUCGAAGAAUUGUCAGCGACGUACUUACUUUCCUCUGUCACUGGGGCGAUGGGCAAGGCCACCAAAAGGUUCUGCAAGCAAUGGACCAGGUCAAAAGCCAUCAAGGGGAAACGGGUCGAUUUGAUGCCUGGAUGCGUAUUGUCGAGGUGACAAUUGACGGCCGUGGCAAGAUGGGCAGUCUUGUGGGUGCGAGUGAAGAGUAUCGCAGCGGAGGUGUAGGCAUGGAGAAUCAACUCAUGGAAUACGCUGUUGCGACUAUGAUGAUGAUCAAUAUGCUUGUGGAUGCGCCGCAAUAUGAUCUGCAGCUGCGAUGUCACAUUCGAGCCCAAUUCAUAUCCUGUGGCAUCAAGCGCCUACUCACGAAGAUGGAAGGCUUCCAAUAUGAAGUCAUUGAUAAACAGAUUGAACGAUUUCGGGAGAACGAGGCUAUUGACUACGAGGACUUGUUGCAACGAGAGGCUAGCAGUGCCAAGGAUAGCGUUGAAGGGGAAGUCAAGGACAUGACUGACCCUACACAGAUUACCGAUGCAAUCAACGCGAAGUUACGGGGUACGCGAGCAGGAGAUUAUUUUCUUUCUGCAAUGCAACAUAUGCUUCUUAUACGGGAAAAUUCUACAGGCGAAGAUGGGUUGCGCAUGUUUCAACUGGUCGAAGCUAUGCUUAGCUAUGUUGCUAUGGAUCGUCGGCUGCCGGAUCUAGAUCUCCGCCAGGGAUUGACGUUUACAGUGCAAAACUUGCUGGACAAGUUGCAUACAGAUGCCGAAGCCAGACAUGCGUACGACGAAUCUUUGGAGGCUCGUCAAGUUGCUGAGGCCGCUAUUGCCGAGCGUGAUGAAAUGAAAGCGCAGAUCGAACUCGGAGCGGAUGGUCUAGUCAAGAAACUGCAAAAACAGAUUGAUGAACAGGCCAGUGUUCUCGAGUUACAAAAGCGCCGAAACGAGGCUCUCGAGUCCGAACUUAACGACCUUCAUCGUCUGAGAGCGAAUGAAUUGCAACGGAAUGAGUUGGAGACCCGCGAAUUGUACCUCAUGCUUCGGGAUGCGCAAGAUAUUGCCGCGUCCAAUGCAAAGAAACAGGCGGCUGAAAAUAAACUAGGAGAAACUGAUCCGGCACAAAUGAGAGGUAUCCUUGAUCGCGAGAGACUCCUUGAAAGGCUCGAACGUCAACUUGAGCGAACAAAGACUCAGUUCAAGCUUGAGGGCAAGGUUUGGAAUCAAGAUGGCCCGUCAGACCGUCUGCGCGAGCUCCGAGAACAAAUGGAAGGCGUUCUCGCGCAGCCAGAGGAGGAAUUUGAAAAGAAGACGCGACAAACCCUAACUCACAGCACUCUUGGAUCUGUCACGCGCAAGAAGGUUCCCUCAAGUGAGCAAGAGGCACAGCAUCUUCCCGAAGUCAGUGAGACGGAUGAAGUGGCCGAGGAGAAGGUUACACUAGAGACUUAUGAACGCCCACGCAUGAACCCCAUGCAAGCUACUGGUCUGUUGGGAGAGAUUGCCGCUAAGGUUCGCAAAUACGACUCGGAAGAGGAAGCUGAGGGCGUGAAAGCAGAAGAAAAAGCCGAGACUGCUCCUGAGAAAGGGCCCGAAACUAAAGAUGAUGCUGCUGCUAUUCCACCACCACCACCUCCUCCUCCUCCGCCGCCGCCGCCGCCAUCUUCUGGUGCUAUUCCUCCACCUCCCCCACCACCUCCCUCAUCGUCAGGCGCUAUUCCUCCUCCUCCUCCUCCGCCACCUCCUCCGCCCAUGUCAGCUGGUGGUAUCCCUCCUCCUCCGCCUCCACCUCCUCCUUUUGGUAUGGCUGGAGGUAUACCACCACCUCCCCCUCCACCCCCGAUGUCUCCUGGUGUUCCACCACCACCGCCGCCGCCUGGUCCUCCUGGUGCCGCUGUUCCUGGCGCUUGGCGAGCAAACUAUAUGUCACAACAAAACCAAUCAUACGGUCCGACAAUCACUAUGCCUUCGAUCAGACCUAAGAAGAAACUCAAGGCUCUUCACUGGGAUAAGAUUGAUACUCCCCAAGUUACAGUAUGGGCCACUCAUGCCCCAACAAACGAAGCAAAGGAAGAGAAAUACACCGAAUUGGCAAAGAAAGGUGUUCUCGACGAGGUGGAGCGGCUGUUCAUGGCUAAAGAGACAAAGAUCCUAGGUGGUGGAAGCGGUGCGCAAAAGCGAAAAGACAAGAAGCAGAUCAUCUCCAACGAGCUGUCGAAAACUUUCCAAGUGGCUUUGGCCAAGUUUUCGCAAACGCCUGUGGACGAAUUAGUACGGAAGAUUAUACAUUGCGACAAGGAUAUCUUGGAGAAUGAUGUCGUUAUGGAUUUCUUGCAACGCGACGAUCUUUGUAAUAUUCCUGAAAAUACGGCCAAACUAAUGGCGCCGUACAGCAAGGACUGGACAGCUCCUGACGCUGCAACAGCGGAGAGAGAGCAAGAUAUGAACGAACUUACUCGAGAGGAUCAAAUUUAUCUGCAAACAGCUUAUGAACUCAACCAUUAUUGGAAGUCUAGAAUGCGCGCGCUAGCAUUGACGAGGAGCUAUGAGAAUGACUACGAUCAUAUUUCAAGCAAGAUUCAGGAAGUGUCCAAAGUUUGCGAUUCUCUACGUGACUCCGUAUCGCUCAUGAAUGUUUUGGGAUUAAUUCUGGAUAUUGGUAAUUUCAUGAACGAUGCCAAUAAGCAAGCUCAGGGUUUCAAGUUGAGUUCGCUUGCACGGUUGGGUAUGGUCAAAGAUGACAAGAAUGAGACUACGUUUGCGGACCUUGUGGAACGUAUCGUGCGUAAUCAGUACCCUGAAUGGGAGGGCUUCCAAGAUGAGAUUGGUGGCGUGGCUGGUGUGCACAAACUCAACAUCGACAAUCUACGUCAGGAUGCUGUGAAAUACAUCAACACUAUUAAGAAUGUGCAGUCGAGCCUUGACUCGGGCAAUUUGAGUGAUCCUAAGAAAUUCCAUCCUCAGGAUCGAGUCAGUCAGGUGGUUCAGCGAAGCAUGAAAGAAGCCAGACGGAAAGCCGAGCAGAUGCAGAUAUUACUUGAUGAUCUAGCAAAGACGUUUGAUGAUAUUAUGACGUUCUAUGGCGAGGAUAAUACGGAUGAAAACUCGCGUCGUGACUUCUUCAGCAAGCUUGCUUCUUUCUUGCAAGAAUGGAAGAAAUCCAGGGAGAAGAACAUAGCGCUAGAGGAGAACCGGAAACGAAUAGAAUCGUCCUUGGCACGCAAACGAGUUAACCCUACACUGGCCAACGGUGGUGGUACAGAUAGUCCUAUUUCGCCGACAUCAAGCGGUGCAAUGGACUCGUUACUGGAGAAACUCCGUGCAGCAGCACCUCAAGCCAAAGAUCAACGUGACAGACGUCGCCGAGCGCGCCUGAAAGAGAGACAUCAAGUACGAGUAGCCUCCGGACAAAAAAUGCCCAAUCUCCUAGGCGCAGAAGCCGAUGACGGCGAGGACGCAUCAAUAAUCUCCACAGCCGAUACAACAAGCGGUGACCUCCUUUCACCACAAGACGACAAGUCAAUGAACGGCCACGAAUCCGUGUCUGAAGGGGAAGACAUCGCCGACCGAGCAGCCAAUCUCCUACAGGGUCUACGCAGCAAUAACACAGACACAGAUGAAGAGCGAACCCGCCGACGAAGGGAAAGUGCCGAAGACGAACGACGAGCGCGGAGAUUGCGCAUGAGAUCUCGCAACACAACCACGAAUGGUACUAAGGACAGUACAGAAGGAUUAUUGCCGUCGUUGAAGGAGACAUCUGUUCCUCCUGACGAACAACAACCGCCACCAACUCCAGCUAUAGUAGUAUCGUCCGAAUCAGGCGAACCUACUACCGAUAAUAAUGAUAAUAAUAAUAAUGAAAGAGAAAAAGAGGACAACAAUGCGAUGGAUGGCUCGAGUCCGGACAGACCUGUGGAAAUAUCCGAUUGAUCCAUCAAUCAAUCAAUGGAAUCUUUGUGUUUUGGUUGUGAAUAAAUAAGUAAAUAGUUUCAUAAGCGAUGACUUAUCUUUUUACCCUUUCGAUUCUCAUUUUUGCAUUCUUUUGCCCCCUUUUUUAUCCAUCGAAUUGAUUUCGAGAUUAUGACUCUUUUGUACAUGGAUUUAAGCUAUUGGCGUCAGUUACAUAGCCCCUUUCUUUUUUCUCUUUCCUCCGAUUUUAUCUGCAUUAACACAAGUGAUACUAUAGCGAUAUUCAUUCUUUUCAGACGCCUUUUUUAUUCGUUUUAUCGUGUGUAAUCUGAUUUGAUUCAUUAUGCCCGUAUGUGGGUGCAUAAAGCACGUGUACACGUUAAUGUACGUACGUACGUAGAGUGUUUACCAGGUACUGCAGUUUUG
Molecule: messenger RNA, 5787 nt
Organism: Talaromyces stipitatus ATCC 10500
Lineage: Eukaryota; Fungi; Ascomycota; Eurotiomycetes; Eurotiales; Trichocomaceae
Product: cytokinesis protein SepA/Bni1
Exons: 3
Coding region: 1-5382 (1793 amino acids)
Biological process (GO): actin filament bundle assembly; barbed-end actin filament capping; mitotic actomyosin contractile ring assembly
Cellular component (GO): cell division site; mating projection tip
Molecular function (GO): actin binding; small GTPase binding
Source: RefSeq, a predicted model, not a curated record